Messenger RNA from Emys orbicularis (European pond turtle), 1387 nucleotides. It is a transcript of the gene BROX, whose product is annotated as BRO1 domain and CAAX motif containing. The coding region runs from base 152 to 1387 and encodes 411 amino acids. NCBI's taxonomy places the organism in Eukaryota, Metazoa, Chordata, Testudines, Emydidae. The transcript has 13 exons. The record is from RefSeq and is a predicted model, not a curated record.
GCGGAAGCGGUUCCGCUGUGAGCUGAGGCUGCUCCGCCAGCGGGUAGAGGGGCGGUUUCCGCAUCAGCAGCAGGCUCGUCCGCGGAGGUAAACAGCAGCCCCCGCCCACAGUGUUUCCAAUAAAUAGAAUCACAAACAGUACUUGAGAGAAAUGACCCACUGGUUUCAUCGCAACCCUUUAAAGGCUACAGCUCCUGUCACAUUCAAUUUCUAUGGGGUAGCCAGCAGUCCUGCUGCAACAAAGAUUUGCAAUGACUUAAGAUCAUCCAGGGUACGACUCUUGGAGCUGUUUACUGAUUUGAGUUGUAAUCCAGAAAUGAUGAAGAAUGCAACUGAUUUGUACUUUUCACUCUUGCAAGGCUUUAUAGUCUCACUGGAUAACUCUUCUCAAGACUGCAAGUUGCGAUAUAUUCAGAAUUUUAAGUGGACAGACACAUUACAAGGACAAGUUCCAAGUGCCCAGCAGGAUGCUGUGUUCGAACUGGUUUCCAUGGGAUUUAACGUGGCUCUCUGGUACACAAAAUAUGCAUCGAGACUGGCCGGGAAAGAAGAUAUAACAGAAGAUGAAGCAAAAGAUGUUCACAGAAGCUUGAAGAUAGCAGCUGGGAUUUUUAAACAUUUGAAGGACAGCCAUAUCCCCAAACUGAUUACACCUGUAGAAAAGGGAAGGGAUUUAGAAGCUCGACUUAUAGACUCCUACAUCAUCCAAUGCCAAGCUGAAGCUCAAGAAGUGACAAUUGCCCGAGCUAUUGAGCUGAAACACAAUCCUGGUCUGAUAGCUGCUCUAGCCUAUGAAACAGCCAAUUUCUACCAAAAAGCUGAUCAAAUGUUAUCCAGUUUGGAUCCAGCGUACACUAUUAAAUGGAGAAAGUACUUACAGUUGAAGGCAUGUUUCUAUAUGGCUUAUUCAUACUGCUACCAUGGUCAAACUCUGCUGGCCAGCGAUAAAUGUGGAGAAGCAAUCAGAUCUCUGCAGGAAUCAGAAAAAUUUUUUGUCAAGGCUGAAGCAUUAUGCAAAGAAUAUGGUGAAACAAAAGGGCCUGGGACUACUGCCAAACCCUCUGGCCACCUCUUCUUUAGGAAACUGGGAAGUCUGGUUAAGAAUACCCUAGAAAAAUGCCAGAGAGAAAAUGGAUUCAUUUACUUUCAGAAAGUGCCACCUGAGGCUCCUCAGCUGGAGCUGAAGGCGAACUAUGGCCUGGUCGAACCCAUCCUUUUUGAAUUUCCUGCCUUGCAUGCACACUGGACCCCUGAAACACUUGCUGCAUUUGAUCUCACCAAGAGGCCAAAGGAUGACAGUGCUAAGCCAAAACCAGAGGAAGAAGUGAAACCUCUGAAAGAACCAGAUAUAAAGCCUCAAAAAGACAGUGGAUGCCAGAUCUCUUAA